AUGGCAGGAAGCUCGGGCCUAGAGAUGUACGGCGCUGUACUCACUACCAUCUGUAGCGCCUUGAGGUCACAUGCCAAGCGGUUGCCGUACCAGGCGGAGGAUCAUUACCUCCUGCCUCACGCUGUGCUUCCCCCCUCCACGUCUCCUCAGGAGGAUCAUUACCUCCUGCCUCACGCUGUGCCUCCCCCCUCCACGUCUCCUCAGGAGGAUCAUUACCUCCUGCCUCAUGCUGUGCUUCCCCCCUCCACGUCUCCUCAGGAGGAUCAUUACCUCCUGCCUCAUGCUGUGCCUCCCCCCCCCUCCACGUCUCCUCAGGAGGAUCAUUACCUCCUGCCUCACGCUGUGCCUCCCCCCUCCACGUCUCCUCAGGAGGAUCAUUACCUCCUGCCUCACGCUGUGCCCCCCCCCCCUCCACGUCUCCUCAGGAGGAUCAUUACCUCCUGCCUCACGCUGUGCCUCCCCCCCCCUCCACGUCUCCUCAGGAGGACCAUUACCUCCUGCCUCAUGCUGUGCCCCCCCCCCCCCUCCACGUCUCCUCAGGAGGAUCAUUACCUCCUGCCUCAUGCUGUGCCUCCCCCCCCCUCCACGUCUCCUCAGGAGGAUCAUUACCUCCUGCCUCACGCUGUGCCUCCCCCCUCCACGUCUCCUCAGGAGGAUCAUUACCUCCUGCCUCACGCUGUGCCUCCCCCCUCCACGUCUCCUCAGGAGGAUCAUUACCUCCUGCCUCACGCUGUGCCUCCCCCCUCCACGUCUCCUCAGGAGGAUCAUUACCUCCUGCCUCACGCUGUGCCUCCCCCCUCCACGUCUCCUCAGGAGGAUCAUUACCUCCUGCCUCACGCAGUGCCUCCCCCCCUCCACGUCUCCUCAGGAGGAUCAUUACCUCCUGCCUCACGCUGUGCCUCCCCCCCCUCCACGUCUCCUCAGGAGGAUCAUUACCUCCUGCCUCACGCUGUGCCUCCCCCCUCCACGUCUCCUCAGGAGGAUCAUUACCUCCUGCCUCACGCUGUGCCUCCCCCCCCCCCUCCACGUCUCCUCAGGAGGAUCAUUACCUCCUGCCUCACGCUGUGCCUCCCCUCUCCACGUCUCCUCAGGAGGAUCAUUACCUCCUACCUCACGCUGUGCCUCCCCCCUCCACGUCUCCUCAGGAGGAUCAUUACCUCCUGCCUCACGCUGUGCCUCCCCCCCCUCCACGUCUCCUCAGGAGGAUCAUUACCUCCUGCCUCACGCUGUGCCUCCCCCCUCCACGUCUCCUCAGGAGGAUCAUUACCUCCUGCCUCACGCUGUGCCUCCCCCCCCUCCACGUCUCCUCAGGAGGAUCAUUACCUCCUGCCUCACGCUGUGCCUCCCCUCUCCACGUCUCCUCAGGAGGAUCAUUACCUCCUGCCUCACGCUGUGCCUCCCCCCUCCACGUCUCCUCAGGAGGAUCAUUACCUCCUGCCUCACGCAGUGCCUCCCCCCUCCACGUCUCCUCAGGAGGAUCAUUACCUCCUACCUCACGCUGUGCCUCCCCCCUCCACGUCUCCUCAGGAGGAUCAUUACCUCCUGCCUCACGCUGUGCCUCCCCCCUCCACGUCUCCUCAGGAGGAUCAUUACCUCCUGCCUCACGCAGUGCCUCCCCCCUCCACGUCUCCUCAGGAGGAUCAUUACCUCCUACCUCACGCUGUGCCUCCCCCCUCCACGUCUCCUCAGGAGGAUCAUUACCUCCUGCCUCACGCUGUGCCUCCCCCCCCCUCCACGUCUCCUCAGGAGGAUCAUUGA
Molecule: messenger RNA, 1758 nt
Organism: Salvelinus fontinalis (brook trout)
Lineage: Eukaryota; Metazoa; Chordata; Actinopteri; Salmoniformes; Salmonidae
Exons: 2
Coding region: 1-1758 (585 amino acids)
Source: RefSeq, a predicted model, not a curated record